CAUCCCCCCUUUCCCCCACAAUAACGGAAACAAAAUUCUGUCGUCUUCACAGAGAAUCUCCAUUUGUAACUUUUAAGGGUUGAGUAGCGUAAAAUCACUGAGCUUUGCUCAUGGAAAUACCUGCUGGACGAUCGAAUUACACUUUAUUGACUCAAAUUCCCGACGAGCACAUCCAACAUACUCUCCCGACGAAGUUUUCCGGCGGAACUAGUAGCGGUGGAUACGAGUUACCGAAGAAGAACGAAAGAGGAGGAUUUGAUUGGGACUUGAUAAACUUGACUACCGAUCAGAGGAUGCAGCAGAAUUGGCAGUCGGCAUUUCCCGCGACGAUUAGUGGCUUACAGAGACAAUCGAGUGGGAGUAGCUAUGCUGAAAGCUCGUUAUCUGGUGAUUGCUUCGUUCCGUCGUUGUCAGCUGCGACGAGCAGUGGUGGUGGCGAUCAUGAUGCUUACGUUCAUUUGCCUGAUGCCGGUGAUUGUGAGGCGUUGAGGUGGGAGAUGACGGAGACGGGCGGUGGUGUUGUUGUUGGUGGAAUGUAUUCUUCAUUGAAAAGUUGGGCACAACAAACGGAGGAGGGUUAUCAAUUACAGUUGGCUUUGGCGCUACGGCUUUCGUCAGAAGCUACUUGCGCGGAUGAUCCUAAUUUACUAGAUCAUGAUGAAACUGCUUCUGUGUCUUCUGCAGAAGCUCUAUCACAUCGAUUCUGGGCAAAUGGUUGCUUAUCUUACUUUGACACGGUCCCGGAUGGAUUUUACUUUAUUCAUGGAAUGGAUCCAUACGUAUGGUCAGUAUGCAGUAAUCCUCAAGAGAGUGGACGAAUUCCAUCACUGGAGUCUCUAAAAGUUGUUAAUUCUGCUACUGAAUCUGCAUUUGAAGCAAUUGUCAUUGACAGAAUUGGUGAUCCUAGCCUCAUGCAACUACAGAACCAAACUCAUAGCAUUUAUUCUAAUAGCUUGACCACAACCGAAGUUGUUGAGCAACUUGCAAAGCUUGUUUGCAAUCAAAUGGGAGGUGUAGCUUCAGCAGGAGAAAAUGAUUUGCUUCCAUUGUGGAAGACGUACAGUGAUGACCUCAAGAAACAUCUAGGAUCUAUUGCACUUCCCAUUGGUAGACUCUCUAUUGGCCUUUGCAGACAUCGAGCUAUACUAUUUAAAGUCUUAGCUGAGACCAUUGGUUUACCAUGUCGAAUAGCUAAAGGUUGCAAAUAUUGCAGAAAAGAUGAUGCUUCAUCUUGCCUUGUUCGUAUGGGCAAUGACAAGGAGGUUCUUGUUGAUUUAAUUGGAAACCCUGGUUGCCUCUAUGAACCUGACUCUCUAAUAAAUGGUCCAUCUUCCAUCUCAAUCUUUUCACCACUCCGGUUUCCACGUUCUACACAUAUUGACUCCACAGUUGACUUUGAGUCAAUUGCCAAACACUACUUUCAAGACUCUGACUCAUUAAAUCUGGUGUUUGAGGAUCCACCUACUGGUGAUGGAGAUGUAGGGGAUGCAGUUCAUCCUCAACAAUCUGAUAGACAUUAUGUUGAUAUCAAUAUGUCUGGUCUAGUCAACAACAAUGGAUUUAAUCCAACAAGAAUGGUCGAAAAUGCCCCUUUACAACAUACCCUCAAUGCAGAUGUUUUUGACAUUCCAUGGACUGAUAUGGUUUUAAAAGAGAAAAUUGGAGCAGGUUCUUUUGGUACUGUUCAUCGUGCUGAAUGGAAUGGUGAAGAUGUUGCUGUGAAGACUCUGUUCUUAGAACAAGAUUUCCAUCCGGGAAAAUUCAACGAAUUCUGGCGGGAGGUUGCAAUAAUGAGACGCCUGCAGCAUCCAAAUAUUGUUCUUUUUAUGGGUGUUGUCACUGAGCCUCCAAAUAUGUCGAUUGUCACUGAAUAUUUAUCAAGAGGUAGUUUAUUUAGGUUUUUACACAAACCUGGUCCAAAAAAGAUCUUGGAUGAGCGACAUCGCCUCAAGAUGGCUUUUGAUGUGGCAAAAGGAAUGAAUUAUCUUCAUAAACGCAAUCCUCCCAUCGUUCAUCGAGAUUUAAAAUCUCCCAAUCUCUUAGUUGACAAAAAUUACACAGUGAAGGUAUCUGAUUUUGGCUUAUCUCGAUUGAAAGCAAAUACAUUUCUUUCAUCCAAGUCUGCAGCUGGAACUCCACAAUGGAUGGCACCGGAGGUGUUAAAUGAUGAACCAUCAAAUGAAAAAUCAGAUGUGUAUAGUUUUGGUGUUAUUUUGUGGGAGCUUAUUACUUUACAAGAACCUUGGAGUAAUCUAAAUGCUGCUCAGGUUGUGGCAGCAGUAGGGUAUAGGCACAAAAGGCUUGAGAUCCCUCAUAAUGUAAAUCGUCAAAUAGCAGCCUUGAUAGAAGCUUGUUGGGCAAAGGAGCCGUGGAAGCGGCCAUCUUUUACAAGUAUAAUGGAAUCUUUGAGACCAUUGAUAAAACCUCUUACUCCUCAAGCAAGUUGUGUGAAUGUUUCAGUACUAUCAUGAUGGUGUCAAAUGAUUGCAACUUUGCUAUAGCAGUGGAUAUUGAGAGUGAAUAAACAGUUGUAUGACUCUAGAUUACACAUCUUAUGGAGUUGAUUUAACAAAUUAUAUUAACUUUAUGGGGUUGAUUAACUUGGUGGUGGAGUCUAAGUUAUAUCGUAAUCAAAUACGAUUAACUUUUCAAUGUGUUGGAUCAAAGAUAGUUAUGCAGUAUAUUGAUGACAGUGAGGUUGAAAUUUUUGUUAAUAUUGUAACUAGUAUGUCUCAUAAUAAAGUACAGUUGUUUGUUGGUAA
Molecule: messenger RNA, 2762 nt
Organism: Lactuca sativa (garden lettuce)
Lineage: Eukaryota; Viridiplantae; Streptophyta; Magnoliopsida; Asterales; Asteraceae
Product: serine/threonine-protein kinase CTR1
Biological process (GO): protein phosphorylation
Molecular function (GO): protein serine/threonine kinase activity; ATP binding
Source: RefSeq, a predicted model, not a curated record